Molecule: messenger RNA, 834 nt
Organism: Capsella rubella
Lineage: Eukaryota; Viridiplantae; Streptophyta; Magnoliopsida; Brassicales; Brassicaceae
Product: agamous-like MADS-box protein AGL82
Exons: 1
Coding region: 1-834 (277 amino acids)
Biological process (GO): positive regulation of transcription by RNA polymerase II
Molecular function (GO): DNA-binding transcription factor activity, RNA polymerase II-specific; RNA polymerase II cis-regulatory region sequence-specific DNA binding; protein dimerization activity
Source: RefSeq, a predicted model, not a curated record
AUGGGUCGAAAGAUGGUAAAGAUGGAGAAGAUACAAAACGAGAAGACGAGGAUAACGACUUACAAGAAGAGGAAAGCAUGCUUGUAUAAGAAAGCCAGCGAGUUCUCAACACUUUGCGGCGUGGACACUUGUCUCAUUGUGUAUGGCCCGAGCAGAGCAGGGGACGAGAUGGUCGCGGAGCCCGAAUUAUGGCCAAAGGACGAGAGCAAAGUCCGUGAAAUCAUAACCAAGUACAGGGACAUUGCGUCAAGCAGCUGCACCAAGACUUACACCGUGCAGGAAUGCUUGGAGAAAAACAACACUAAGGAGGAGAAAUCUAAGAAUGAGACAAAGUAUUCUCCAUGGGACAAAAAGCUCGACAAGUGUUCUUUAAACGAGCUCUAUGCGGUUUUCAUGGCGGUAGAAAACAAGAUCCAGGAGGCUACAAAUAGGAAUCAAACAUUUCCUGACACUACUUCUUGGUCUAAUGAGCAACUUGGUCUAUGCGGUUACAAUCAGCAAUGUCUUGAGCAGUAUCAAUUGUUUCCUCUACCUACUAUGGAGCACAACGGAUUCUCUUUUUUCCCUUUAAACAACCAGAUCACCUCGAAUACCGCGGAAGUAGCUUCCUUCUCAUGUGCGACUGAGCCGAUGAUAGCGAACGGGCAAACCUUCUUUUACGGUAGUUGUUCGGAUGGGUCAUGUGCACCAGUGUUACAGAGGACAGCUUAUGUGGAGCCGAUACAAUGGGGUUUAGGAAAUAGUAUGUUCAACGACGUGAAGCAGUUCCAAGAUUAUCACUUCAAGUUUGCACAAGUUAAUGACUCGGAGGAUUCAAGUAAACAACCUAUGUAA